AUUCAGCCUCCAACAAAUGGCAGUUGGGUUGGACCAAAUAUACACACGUCCAACCACUAAACCCAACAACAAAAACAAACCCACCUCCUAUAUAUUAUAUAUACAAACACACAAUAUCAUACAAACAAACGUAUACAAUUUAUCUUCUCUAUAUAUAUUCAUAUGGUUCUGUACCAAUAAAAUCUACCACUAUUAUGUAUAGAACGUGACAUCGUUACUCCCACUCCGUCCAACUCGUCUUCUUCUUUAAUUCUUUCCUCUUUAUAUUAAUUUUUCUUCUUACUCCAACAAGUUGAGAAAUAUGGGUUUCGAUUUUGAAGAGAGGAAAAGUUUGCUGUAUGCCGAUUUAUUCAAGAUAGAGGAGAAUCGUGAAAAUAGUAGCUCGAUCAUGCCGCAGUGGAGGAGCCCGAGUUCGUCGUCGGCUUGUGACUCGUCGUCGUCCGGUUUCACCACGCCUUUCGGCUCCGAGUUGGGCUCGUCGGAGAGCGACGACGCCGAUUUCGCUGCCGAGUUGAGUCGUCAAAUGGCCGAGUGCAUGCUUCACGAAGAAGACGAGGAAGAACCAAACUCGGUUUCUCAUUACGGGUUGAACCCGAACCGCCCGGUUCUUGAUCAUGCGAACCGGACUCCAUGCGUUAAGUUGAAUAAUCACUCGGCAGUUGGGGAUCGAGUUGGCGUUUCGAGAGGCAGAAGGGUUAAGGGAGAUGAGUUAACUCAGCAGAUGCAAACUCGGAAAGCGGAGCGGAAUUAUGGGCGAUACAGAGACGCGGGCAGGAAGAGGCAUACCGGGUCGGGUAUGCAGGCCAUAUUUCUUGGCGGACCCGGAUCGAGAAACGGGUCAUCCGGAACCGGUGUAUUCUUACCUCGAGUUACUAACAACCCGGUUGAGCAAAAAAAGAAAUCAGGUCUAUCGACGGUUCUGAUUCCUACGAGGGUUCUAGAAGCUCUCGAACUACACUUCACAAGGCUUUCAGACUCUGCAACCCCACCAUUAACGACGGCUACAUCUCUCUGUCACGCUUCACUUAGAGUUUUGCAGAUGAAGGAAUGAGAUCGAAGGGCCAAGGAAAUAUACAUACAAAGUUCGAAAUGGAGGCGCCAAACAAGGUUGAUGAGAUGCAAAUACUACCCCAAGAAUGGACUUAUUGAGAGUCGCCAAUUAAAUCAUUAUUUGUUAGUAUGAAAAAAAAUAUAUUAGUUUGGCAUAUAUUAUCAAAGAAUAAUUAAGGAGCCAUCGACAUAUUAGUCAUGGCCCUUUUGUCAGUUCUUUAGUCACAUGUAUAGAAAUGAUGCAAAGCCAACUAAAAAUAAGAAUUAAGCAACCAAAACUGCACCUUUAUAUCAUAUGUAAUUGAUCAACCUUCUUGAUUUUUCAGUCUCUUAUAUUAAUACCUUUUUAAAUUUAA
Messenger RNA from Salvia miltiorrhiza (redroot sage), 1406 nucleotides. RefSeq lists its product as uncharacterized. Bases 302 to 1051 code for a protein of 249 amino acids. Lineage: Eukaryota; Viridiplantae; Streptophyta; Magnoliopsida; Lamiales; Lamiaceae. The record is from RefSeq and is a predicted model, not a curated record. The transcript has 4 exons.